Messenger RNA from Perkinsus marinus ATCC 50983, 184 nucleotides. RefSeq lists its product as hypothetical. The annotation marks the transcript as partial. The transcript has a single exon. Lineage: Eukaryota; Perkinsozoa; Perkinsida; Perkinsidae. The record is from RefSeq and is a predicted model, not a curated record.
ACAGGAGCUCACCGCCGCUUACAUUGACCAACCAGAAGUGGACUCGGGUGAACAAAACACCUUAGCAGUAUUUGAUACCCUGUUAGUCUUUUCCUCACGACGAGAUGCUUCUGAGUUCGUCGAGGAAGAUAAUGAUGGUGAUAAUGCUUCUAUCUUUACACAUUCGGAGACAGGCAUGAAGUAG